CCACUCCUCUGCACCAGUCCGCCGCGCCCGCCAACCGCUUCGCCCCUCUUCGUGUCUCUGUACGGCCUGCCCAGGCUCCACCUCCCCGCGCCAUGGCGUCCCGCACAAUCUUCGAUCCAUCCACCCUCCUGCGCAUGUCGCCCCUCCUCGCAGCGACAUGUACGCUGUGGGCGAACAUCGACCACGCCCUCUUCCUCGACUUUGCGCCGACCCCCAAGUCCUCUUCCCGCCCCACCUCCCCCCUUGCCGCCCUCUUCUCCCUCUACGAAGCAAACACGACGGGGCUUGCCGCCGUCGUCGGCGCAGCCCUCAACCUCGUGCAUGCUUCGCCUCCACCGACCACUCCCAACCCCGCGGCCUUGGGCGGCGCAUCUGCCGCUGCUUCGGCAGCCUCCGUCCUCGCGUCAUGGCGUGCAGGAGACUGGACAGUCGACUGGCGCGCACCGCCCACGCUCUACCUCGCCGGCCUCGCGCUGACUGCCGCCCACCUCGCUGUCCAGCCCUACCUCCAGCGCGUGGUGCGCGAUCUUGCGUCCGCGCGCAACGACUUCGAGCGCAGGCGUGCCGGCUGGCGAUGGCGGCGGGCUGUGUUCGCGCGCGCCCUCCUCCUCGACCUCCCGGCGUGGGGGUGCUUCCUAGGCGCGGCAAUGGGGAGUUUGCGCCCCGUGUCGGUGUAAGUCCCAAGGGCACAACCUCCCCUCUCGUCUCUUAUACACCGACGGCAAACCGAGCCAGGCAUCAUUCCACCUGCAGUCGCUGCGAGACACACCCGGCGUCGCGCCUCUGGCAAGACGUGCCUGUCGCUCGUCACCUCCCUCGAGGCGCGCACCCCUUCCAUCUCACACUUUCGUCCCCAUCACAUUUCAACGUCUCGCACGCCAUGCGCCACCAUACGCUCACACAUCGCACUUUACAAGCCUCCAUCACGCAUCUUGGGACCAUCGGCUCCUUUGAAUGAAUCUAUGCAUAUUACAAUGACC
Cutaneotrichosporon oleaginosum is the source of this 980-nucleotide messenger RNA. RefSeq lists its product as uncharacterized. The record is from RefSeq and is a predicted model, not a curated record. Lineage: Eukaryota; Fungi; Basidiomycota; Tremellomycetes; Trichosporonales; Trichosporonaceae.